This is a messenger RNA of Clavispora lusitaniae ATCC 42720, 2151 nucleotides long. RefSeq names its product mRNA-binding ribosome biosynthesis protein (gene NOP4). Lineage: Eukaryota; Fungi; Ascomycota; Pichiomycetes; Serinales; Metschnikowiaceae. The record is from RefSeq and is a predicted model, not a curated record. Gene Ontology annotation, molecular function: mRNA binding. Gene Ontology annotation, cellular component: nucleolus.
AUGUCAGACAACGAAGCCAAAAUAGAAGAAGUCAAAAGUGACGACAAUUUAGACAGAAGAACUUUGUUCGUGAGAUCAAUCCCAGAAGAUGCCACCAACGAAGAACUCUCCGAAUAUUUCUCUCAGUUUGUGCCAGUUAAACAUGCGGUGAUUGUUACCGACGAAGAAAAAAAAUCUAGAGGCUUUGGCUUUGUCUCGUUUCCUAUGGAUGAAGAUACUUUGACUGCAUUGGUGGAGGCGAAGAAGCAAAAAUUCAAGGGUCGUUUCCUUAGAGUCGAUAUUGCCAAGAGAAGAGACAGAAAGAACAAAAAUAAGGAAGAGGGAGCCCCACAAGAAACACGCGCACCAAGGGAGACCGUGGAAAAAAGAAAAGCCCGUCUUAUCAUCAGAAACUUGCCCUGGUCCUGCAAGUCUCCAGACACCUUGAGAAACAUUUUCCAGAAAUACGGUGCAGUUCAUGAUGCCUACAUUCCAGCAAAGAAAGGUGGAUUGAUGAAAGGGUUUGCCUUUGUGACCAUGAAAAAACAUGCUGCUGCAGAAAGAGCAGUGAAAGAAAGCGUGGGAUUAAAGAUCGAUGGAAGAGAAGUGGCUGUGGAUUUGGCAGUGGAAAAAUCCAAGUGGGAGCUGAUCCAAGAAGAGGAACAGAAAAAGCCUGAAUUCAAAUCUACUGGAAGAGAGAGACCUGCUGUGGAAGAAAAGGAAGAAGAGGAGGAAUCCGAAAAUGAAAAGAGCGAAGACGAAGAAGACGAAGAGGACGAGGAAGAGGAAGAAAAUGACUUUGACGAGCUCAAUGACAUGAAGUCCGAUGAUGAAGAGGAAGAAGAGGAAGAAGAUGUCAAACAACACGAGAAGAAAAACACUCAAGAAGCAUUUUCUGUCUUCGUCAGAAACAUACCGUAUGAUGCAGACAAGGACUCGUUGAAAGAACAUUUUUCUCAAUUUGGGCCUGUAAAGUAUGCGUUGCCAAUGGUUGAUAAAAUGACAGGAGUUGCCAGAGGAUCAGCAUUUGUAGCUUUCAAGACAGCAGAAGCAUACAACGAUUGUUUGUCUAAUGCACCAGAGGUGUCGAAUACGUCGAUGUUGAUUUCAGACGACGUUUCUCCUGCCUAUGUGUACCAAGGUCGGAUUUUAUCCAUUGCUGCUACUGUGGAUAGAAAUUCUGCAUCCAAGUUAGCUGAAAGAAACACCGAAAAGAGAAAAGAAGUCUUGGGAAAGGACAAAGGUGACAGAGAUAGAAGAAACUUGUAUUUGUUGAACGAAGGACGUAUCACUGAAAAUUCGAAGUUGGCACAAUUCAUAACGAAGACAGAUAUGGAACUCAGAGAAAAAUCCUACAAGUUGCGUGUCCAGCAGUUGAACAAGAAUGCCACUUUGCAUCUUUCGUUGACUAGAUUGGCCAUUAGAAAUCUUCCUCGUGCUAUGACCGGCAAAGCGCUCAAAGCCUUGGGUCGUAAAGCAGUCGUCCAGUUUGCAACGGAAGUGAAAGAAGGUUCGAGACAGCCAUUGUCUAAAGAAGAAAUCAGUCGUUCAGUGAAACUGAAACAUGAGGCAGAAGGUAUGGUGGGUGACGAUAAGAACGAAAAGGGCGAGAAAGAGAAAAAGAAGAACAAGAAACAAGGUGUUGUCAAACAAGCUAAAGUCGUUAUGGAAGUCAAGGGCAACAGUGAAAUUGGAAGAAGUAGAGGAUAUGGUUUCAUCGAAUUCAGAGAUCACAAGUCUGCAUUGAUGGGUCUUCGGUGGUUGAAUGCACACGAAGUUACGCCGCAAGAAAUUUUGGAGGGCUUAUCAGAAGAAGAGAAGAAGCUUGUUUCGCUUGAUGGUUUGACCAAGAGAAAGUUGAUUGUCGAAUUUGCGAUUGAAAAUGCACAAGUCGUCAAGAGAAGAAAGGAGAAGGAGUUCAUGGCCCGUCAAAACAAGAGAAAGAGAGAAGGCGAUGAUGCAGAGGAAGACGAAGAAGAACAAUCUCAAAGAAAGAACAAGAAAAGAAAAGGUCCCUCGAGGAAAGGAAACAUGAAUAAAGGAGCCAAGAGCAAAGAUGAGAAAGAUUCGAAGGUUAAAACUGGAGAAAAAGAAUCUGACAAGAAAAGUGGACUUUCCGACAAUGUCAAGAACAUUAUUGGCCGGAAGAGAAGAAGCAAGAAGAGAAAUUAG